Molecule: messenger RNA, 851 nt
Organism: Bufo gargarizans (Asiatic toad)
Lineage: Eukaryota; Metazoa; Chordata; Amphibia; Anura; Bufonidae
Exons: 3
Coding region: 183-851 (222 amino acids)
Source: RefSeq, a predicted model, not a curated record
CGUAGCGUGCGUUCCGGAAGUAGGAAGUGCCUUCUCCUACUUAGGCCGCAGAGGGUUUCCAGCAGGACCCGACCGAGGAGAUUGGACCCACAGGCGCACGGUCAGCAGCAGCCCAGCCAGCCAGCCUUACAGGAAGCCAGAUUUCCUUGGAUCCGGGGAGUCACUCUCUAUCCCACAGCAGUAUGGAGGAGGAGAGUGCCCAACGCGCCGAUCAACAGGAGGGUCAUGAGAUCAGACCGACUACAAAAGAGGGCCCUAGAAAGGCAAUUUCAAAGACCAGAGGGAAGGAGUGUGCCGUCUGUAAAAAGAAACUGGCCCCCUCUUGGUUGAAAAAGCUAUGUCAAAGUUGUAUUGAGAAACUAGUGGAGGAGGAGUCCCCAUCCCUUCUACAGAGUAUUAGGGAGAUGGUAAAGACGGAGGUCUCGGAUUCCCUGAAAGAUUUCAAAAAGAGCUUUCCCGCUGUAGCCUCUACCUCCCUGGGAACCAGAUCAAGCACGGCUAAUAGAUCUGACUCAGAUCCCUUAGAGGAUAGUGAUACGGGAGAAAUCCUAGAUAGCCCAGACUCGUCCCAGGAUGAAGAAUCCACGGGCAGGCCACUUUUUUCCCCCGAUGAUACGGAAGCUUUACUAAAAGCAGUUUGUGCGACUAUGAAAGUAGACGAACCCAAAGACCCAAGAUCCGUUCAGGAUAUCAUGUUUGGUGAUCUCGGGCAGAAAAAAUCUAGAGUAUUUCCCGUUAACGAGAAUAUAAAGUUUUUAAUACAGAAGGAAUGGAAAAGACCCGAUAAAAAAUUUUUUGUGCCAAAAAAUGUAAAAAGGAAAUAUCCCUUUGACGAGGCAGACUCAGGAUGA